Babesia microti strain RI is the source of this 1164-nucleotide messenger RNA. RefSeq names its product TSR4, pre-rRNA-processing protein TSR4. Gene Ontology annotation, cellular component: cytoplasm. Bases 1 to 1164 code for a protein of 387 amino acids. NCBI's taxonomy places the organism in Eukaryota, Apicomplexa, Aconoidasida, Piroplasmida, Babesiidae. The transcript has a single exon. The record is from RefSeq and is a predicted model, not a curated record.
AUGGAUGUACCUCCAGCGCUGGGUUGGGUGAGCGGAUUUGAACCGUGGGAAAUUACUAGAGAACACUUCCCUUGCAAAGUAGGUGGUAUGCCAGCAUGGCUUUCGCUAAAUUUGCCAUCACAGACCGAAUUUCUGUGUAAUGAAUGCGGAAAUGUGUUGACAUUUUGCCUGCAAUUGUAUGCGCCAGAUGAUCGCUAUGAUCAUGCAUUCCAUCGCAGUCUCUACUUUUUUAUCUGUCAACCCUGUGGUAAUAAUUUUGCCAUCAUUCGCAACCAAUUGCCUAGGGAUAAUCAGUUCUUUGGUUACAACCCCCUUGAAUUUGGUGUAACCCUAGAUUCCACCAAAGAAAUUCGCGGUUGCUGUGCUGAUUGUGGGCUACCAUGUCACUCUACUCAAAGUAAUAAAUCUCUCGGCAAAGUAGCUGAUAAUAUAAGCAGAGAAUCUACUUUGAUAGAUUCUUUGCCUAAUGGUACUAGCUUACAUAAAAGGUGCGAAAUAGCCCGAACACAUAAAACGUUAAAAACAACAUUCCCUGAGUAUGUAAUCAACAUAACUACACUAGAUGAGGUAAAAGAUGAUUAUUCGCAUGAGCAUCAAUUGUAUCAAAAGUAUUUGUCAAUCAAUGGCCAAGAUAUACCAGUAUCCACUAAUAAAAUUGCAGAAUCACCGGAGUCUGAUAUAUGUUUUACCCAACCAACAUCUGAAAACAAUAUACGAUCUGUUAGUAGCGUUUUUGUGGAAAAAAAUGUAGAAAUGGAGGAUUACGAGGAGACAUACGAUGCCAUUGAGGAACAAAAAUACAAUAUGUUCGGAAAUGACACUUCAUAUGAUCGAUUUUGUCAAAUCACUGGUCACCAAGAUGUAAUCUAUUAUGAGCGCCAUGGCAACCCAUUAUGGGUUAGCAAUAGGAAUAGGAAAUUAGGCGAUGAAAUAAUGGACUGGGAGCCGCCAAAAUGCAGCCAUUGUGGUGGAAAUCGCAGCUUUGAAUUCCAAAUUCUUCCACAAUUAUUGUACUAUUUGGACAAUGAGAGAGUAGAUUUUAGUUCAAUUGCAGUAUAUACAUGUGCCAAUUCAUGCGCAAUAGAUGGUUAUGUAAGGGAAUUUGUUAGACCAGAAUAUGAGCCACAAGUAAAGCUAAACGGUGCGUGGAAGGGUAUAUGUUAA